Messenger RNA from Apis florea (little honeybee), 6317 nucleotides. RefSeq names its product obg-like ATPase 1. Lineage: Eukaryota; Metazoa; Arthropoda; Insecta; Hymenoptera; Apidae. Gene Ontology annotation, molecular function: ATP binding; ATP hydrolysis activity; GTP binding. Gene Ontology annotation, cellular component: cytoplasm. The record is from RefSeq and is a predicted model, not a curated record.
CGGCUGGUAAUACAGUUCCCUAUUUCACGACUGAAGGCCGGUCGAACGUGUGACGUCAGUGUAGUGCUGUGUUCCUUUCCUUGCCACGCGUUGUACGGUGAUAUUUACUUAGAAACAAUAAGAAAGGAUAUACAAGAAUGGCGCCGAAGAAGAUCGAGGAACCGGAACGGAAACCGCUGAUCGGCCGUGUGGGCACCAAUUUGAAAGUUGGCAUAGUGGGCAUACCUAACGUGGGGAAAUCGACCUUCUUCAACGUUUUGACCAAGAGUCAAGCGGCCGCCGAGAAUUUCCCCUUCUGCACCAUCGAUCCCAAUGAGAAUAAGGAGGUGGACGAGUUCGACACGGACGCGUCCUUUAUCAUAAAGAAAAGUUACUUCAAACACAUCAAGGGUCAUCCUAGGGAGAGGUACGCCCCCGCCUGGCCCAAGCCUAACCCACGCGUGUAUCCGAAAGCGAACAGUUACUACGCUUUCCACGAGGACACGAAUCCGUUCACCAGAUUCUCCGAGUCGGGUUUGUCGGGCCAGGAAAGCGUGGAACCACCGCACUUCGGCCCUUCCGAGGAGCCGUACGCGGAUCGCGACCCCUACCUGGACACGAAGACGAGAGAGAAAUACCUGGAAAGCGUGCCAACCUGUUUCGUCAUACUUGGCAAACCCGAUCUCAACACUAUAAAACUCGCGAACAUGAUCGCCACCGCGUGGAAAUGCAUCCUGAUUUGCCCCGUCUACCUGAUCAAACUCGAGAUGGAGGAGGGUAGCGAGAAAGGUAGAUUGAUAGGGAAUAUUUUGAAACUGGGUGGCCACCUGGGCCCAGAUAUAGUGAUGAACCUGAUACUGAACCGUCUCAACAAACGGGACGUGUUCCACAGGGGUUACAUCGUGGAGGGAUUUCCGUUGAUGCCCAACAAAAAGCUCGAUUACUCCUCCUACCUUCCCAUGGACGAGUCGGCCAUAGGGAUCGCCUAUCGGGACGUGAUGAGAUGUUUCAAUCCGUCGAUCGAGAUGACGUGUGACAACGGCGUGAAAAGGGUGAACGGCGAAUGGGAUGGUGGCCAAGAUACGACGACGUGUAAACGGCACGAUUCGAGGAAGGAGCGAGGAAGGAACGAAGGCAAGGAAGGGUGCGCGAUCGAGUUUAAUUACGAGAAGUUCGUCUCGAGCCAGAUCGAGGACAUAUUCACGAAGUGGCCGUUGAAACCCACGUUGAUCAUUUACCUGAUGUGCCCGGACGCGGACCACGUGAAGAAGCGGAACCACUUCCGCCUGAACCCGUUGAUCGGCCGCAUCAUAGACACGACUUUCAUGGACACGGCCGAGAAGAUCGAGACGCUGUUCAGCCAGGAGAAGAUCAGGCAUUACGCGAACUACGAGCUGUAUCGGGAGUUGAUGGAGGAGGAGCAGAUAUUGGACGAGACUCAGGAAAAGUAUCUGUUGAAACGGAUCUCGGACGAGUCGUCGAACGUGAGGGCGCAGUGCGAGUUGUACAAACGUUUGGUGAAGCCCGUGAUCGACAAGCGUAUCCUGUUGUACAACCCGCAAAACGUGAUCCGGUUGAACGGCCGCUCUCCCCUCGCCUUCAUGUUCCUCACUCUUAGCGCCCGUCUACGCACGUUGGCCAUGCGACGCGUCGUCCUACCCACGAGGCUCGUCACCCACGCCAACCUGGAGGAGGAGUCGCCGUUGGAGGACGAGUUCGAGGAGAAGUCGAACGAGGAAGCGUAUCGAGACUUGGCGAACAGGGAGACCGUGUCCCCCUUGUUCCCCUGGAGGCUCUCCGCCUGGAACUUCCUCUGCCCGGUCGAGUUGGCCAGGGGUAGGACGGUGAACGGAAACGCGAGGCACAGCGUCCAUUUCAUGAACAAGAUAUUCUUCCUCUCGUCGAACGAGGCGGUCGAUCUGUUCGUCCAGAAUCCCCGCACCUUUCUCCACCCGUUCAGGCCACGGCCCACGUGCAAGGUGGUCGUGUUCGGGCCCAACUAUUCCGGCAAAUCCGAGCUUUGCCGCGAAUUGGCGCGCGAGUUGAACGGGACGGUGAUAAACGUGAAAGAGGCGAGGAGGAGAUCGGUGGACGACGAUUCGGAGUUUUAUCCGUCGAGGAACGAGCCGGACGCGAUCGUGAAACGCGUGAGGGAUAUACCGAGCGAGAGGAUAGACGGGGACGUGUGGAGGGACGGUGGCUACGUGGUGGACGGUAUGUAUCCCAACAUCGAUUCGUGGAACGUGAUACUAGACUCGGGCAUCGUCUUCGAGGAUGCCGUUCUCUUGCUCGACGAGGAACCCUACGAUCACUUGCUGUCCAAGUGGCGCGACAUCUUCCACGACGGGCAUGCCCUCGAGGAGUUCGUGCGCGAUCCCAACAAGUUGCAUCUCCCGUUGCGGAGGCCGUUGUCCACCAUCCCCCCCCUCCGCGUAAGCGUGAUCGGCCCGACCGGAAGCGGGAGGAGCACGCUGGCGGACGCGUUGUCCAGGCAAUUCGGUUUGGUGCACGUGGAUCACUUCGAUCGGCUCACCGCGUACAUGAAGCUGCGCGCUAUGCCCCCCAUCUCCGACAAGGACGCGAUCAUCCUGACGAGGGGGGACAGCCUUCUGGAUCCGGUCGAUCUGCCGGAAGAUCCGAACGACGAGAGAUACAACAGCGACCCGGCCACCAUCCAGACCUUCGUGCGCCGAUAUUGGAGGGACGGUGGUUCCCUACCUUCGAGGAUGUAUCGGGAAUGCGUGUUGGAUUUCUUCAACGAGCCGUUCAAUCGGACCGGGGCCGUGUUCGACCAGUUCCCUAGCUGCGCCCAGGACGUGGAGGCCGCGUUGAGGAGUUACACGGUGCCGGAGAUAGUGUUGGAGCUUCGUUGCGGCAGGGAGACGGCGUCCGAGAGGAUGAUGGCCAACCUGUUCGCCACGUGGGAGAGGAAUUUGGAGAGGGAGAAGGAGGUGGAGAGAAUGUUGUCGCUCGACGCGGAAUACGGAGAGGAGGAGGAGGAGGAGGAGGAGAUGGAGACGAGGAGAUACAAGUUGGAGGAGAUGUGGUAUCAAGAGAAUCCCGAACCGGUCCUGUUCACCGAUUGGGAGGACUUCGACACGGCGAAGAGAAGGAUCGAGGAGGAAUAUCUGAGCAAGUACGAGAACGAGGCCGGGAGGGUGAACGCGGUGCGGGAAAGUUUGGCCGACGAGUCGAUACCGUACGUGGUGAUCGACGCCGAGAAAAGCCCCACCAACGUUUUCCUGCAGGCGGUGGCCAUCCUCGAGCCCUACGCCCGUCGAAUCACCUCCACCCUCGAGCAAAUCUCCGCGGUGGACUUGGAGACGGCCGAAGCCCUCCUCGAUCGCGGCUACUACUUUCUCAGCUCGUUCGGCCGUUGGUGCCCUGUUCAAUUGCGCCGAGACGAGAUCCCCCUCCAAAUGUUCCUACCGUUGGAGAACAGGGAGGAGAUAUACCCGGCCGUGCACCGCCAAUACGUUUACUUCUUCGGCGGGAGGGAGGCCCAGGAGGAAUUCGCCAAGGAUCCGUACAAGUAUCUCGAGCAGGACUCUUGCGCGCCCGUCGUUCAGUUCCGCGUCUCGAUAAUCGGGCCGCCUAAAUGCGGCAAGACGACCCUCGCCCGACGAUUCGCCGACAAGUACAACAUGAAAGUGAUCACGCGGGGAUCCGCUCUCCGUUACAUCAUAAAAUACUUCACCUGGGUGGAGUCGGCCGAGUCGGCGGAAUCCCACCUCCGCGCGGGGAGGAUGGUCCCGUUGGAGCACGUGUGCCGGGCGAUCGAGACGUACUCCAUCGAUCCGAGCAUCGUCUCCCAGGGCUUCGUGCUCGACGGUUUCCCGAGCAGCCGCGACGAGUACGAGCAACUCGUGUACCUCGGCCUCCAGCCGAUCCUCGUCCUCGACCUGAGAUCCGACCUGGCCUUCUCGUUGGAGUGUUUGUCGGGCAUCGGCGACGAGGUGACGAAACCGCCCAGAUUCUCCGCAAACUUCUUGACCCACCUGUACGACAUCUGGCGGAUCGACGAGGCCGAUUACCGAAGCUGGCUGAGAAGUUUCAAUCAGAACGUGAUCGAGGUGGACGCGAGCAAGUGCAUGUGGCACGUGUGGACCCGCGCCGACGAGAUCGUGCGCUCGAGAUACGCGAGGAUCAGAAAAUAUUUCCGCGAGAGCGAUUACGACAAGGUCCACCGGUUGGAGCACAUGAGCGUCUCGCCGUACGAGUUCAGGAGCAAGCAGAGUAGCUACGAGUCGUACUGCCCCCUUUGCCUGUACCACGAGGACGCGUUGAAAAGGAGCGACACGCUCGAUCACCGAGGGAUGGUCCAAUUCAGGGAGCACGUGUACUGGAUUUGCCCCGGCCACUUGGACGAGUUCGUCCAAGAACCGGACAAGUAUCUGCCGCCUGUGAACGCGAAGCAGCUACCCGAGGAUCGUCCCCGCGUUCUCACCGAGGCCAUCGACCUGGAACACCCGUGCUGGAUCAAGCGUCUGCGGGUGAAAGGGCUGUGCUCGGUCACGUAUCUGGACAAUCUGCCGCGCCGGAUCAUUGCGCGCGGAAGACUGGACACGGGGAUUUUGUACAGGGACAACGUGUAUCUGUUCUGCUCGAGAGAGUGCCGCGAUAAGUUCAUGGAGCAGCCGGCCAAAUACGCGGACACCGUGAUCAAUUUUACGCGGACGUUGGCGCCCAUCGACACGAAGGCGUUGCCGAAUCUCGGCUUCCUCGAGCAGACGGUAGCACGUCGCGUACCCGUCCCCGACUCAAGAUUCGAUUACCUGUGCGACUAUUUCAAGCCGGCCAGCAAAGUGCCGGCUUUCUUGAACGUCGUGGACAUCGCUGGGUUGGUCAAGGGCGCCGCGGAGGGCCAAGGAUUGGGGAACAGUUUCCUCUCGCACAUCAACGCUUGCGACGGAAUUUUUCAUCUUUGCCGAGCGUUCGACGACGACGACGUCACCCACGUGGAGGGGGACGUGAAUCCCGUGAGGGAUCUCGAGAUCAUCAGCGAGGAGUUGCGGUUGAAAGACAUCGAGUUCUUGAACGGCCAUCUCGAGAAAUUGGAGAAGCUUGUGGUUCGAGGGAACGACAAGAAGCUGAAGCCCGAAUACGACACGUUGUUGAAAGUGAAAGGCGUAAUGGUGGAUGAAAAGAGGCAUAUCAGAUUUGCCGAUUGGAGCGCCACCGAUAUCGAGGUUUUGAACAAGUAUCUAUUCCUUACGUCGAAGCCGGUCAUUUAUUUAAUCAACCUGUCUGAAAAGGAUUACGUGCGUAAAAAGAAUAAAUGGUUAAUCAAAAUUAAGGAAUGGGUCGAUAAAAACGAUCCGGGAGCUAUUCUAAUCCCGUUCAGCGGCGUGUUUGAAAAUAAGCUUCUCGACAUGAACGAGGCGGAACGCGGGAAAUAUUUAGAAGAGAACAAGGUUACGAGCGCCCUCGACAAGAUCAUCGUUCAAGGAUACAAGGCACUGCAAUUGCAAUACUUCUUCACGGCGGGCCACGACGAAGUCAAGGCGUGGACAAUCCAGAGAGGUACGAAAGCGCCACAGGCCGCGGGAAAGAUUCACACGGAUUUUGAGAAAGGAUUUAUCAUGGCUGAGGUUAUGAAAUUUGACGAUUUUAAAAACGAGGGAUCGGAAGCCGCGGUAAAGGCUGCCGGAAAAUAUAGACAGCAAGGACGCAAUUACGUGGUCGAGGAUGGAGAUAUAAUUUUCUUUAAGUUUAACGCUGGCGCUGGAUUAAAGGAUGCGAAGAAAAAGUGAUGGCACGUUUGGCUCAUGUUGCUGCUCGUUCAUUUGUACAUCAACAUGAUUGCCAUGUUUUGCUGCACGCGCGAUAUGCGUAUAAAAUGGUCGAAAUCACUUUCCGACACCCCUUAAUUUUAUUUUUCGUUCAAUUUGAAAUCAUAUACACCACCAUCGUUGAUAACGAUAGCGCCAUUUUUAUAUAUAACAACAAUUUCGAAUUUUACUCGGACAAAUUAUAUUUUUAUAUGUUCUAUUAAGCUAUAUAAAAAAAAAAAUAUACGUCCUUUUGCUGCUUGUAGUAAUAUAUCGUCAAAGUAAUUUGAUCAGUUUUGUCGUAUCAAUGCUGGUAAUUAUUCAUUUUUUUUUGUUUCUUUUCUUUAUUUCAUCGUACGAUAGUUGUGAUAUUGAAAACUUGCAUUUUUGAAGAAAGUGUAAAUAAAUAAUAAGAGCUUCGUUAUACAAUAUCCCGCUAAUAUUAUAUAAACAACCGAUAAACAGGAAAUAAUCAUUGUACGUUUUCUAAUGUUUCUUUGUACAUUUUCGUAUUUAUUCUAAAAUACAAAUAAUGUUCGUUAAAAUAUUUAGUAAAAAAAAAAAAAA